CCGCAGCUACCCACACACCUAGGGUGGACGAAAAUGCAAAAAUACGAGAGAUUCUGAAUGACGCCAACCCAGCAGCGGAACUAGACCCUGACACGAUUUUGCAGCGGCUACAGAAUGGACCGCCUUCGGCAAGCGCGUCCCCAUCUUCAGUGACCUCAACCGGCUCCUCAGGAGAGCAUAUUAAGAACAAGCUCAAAAAUAAAAAGCCCAAAGUUACUCUUGAAGAAUUUGAAGAAAGCCGGGCCCAGGUCAUCAAAGCCAUCUUCAAACUCAUCGCCUCCGUGCGACCAGCAAUCACCUACACAGAAAGACAUUCCAAUCGGGGCGACGACUCUCCACUAUCCCACAGUGUACUCACUGAGGAUCUGCUAUCCCAGUUUUUGCAGUUUUCGCCGGAGUUUGUUGACGCAUUCAAAUCUAGCCAUGCAGAUGCAGUCGAGAAAAUUUACGGCAUCAAGUUUCCACAGGGACUGUAUAAGGGAAACGGUGUGGUGAUGAUCGGUGGUGACGACUACUCGUGGCUCACCUUAGUGUCCAUCAAAAUCAUGAGAGACUUUGGGGGGGAUCUGCCCGUCGAGGUGAUCAUGCCCCGCCGAGUCGAGGCGGACGCUCUCUUUUGCGAUAAGUACCUACCUGAGCUGGAUGCCAAGUGUGUCUAUUUGACUGACUUGUUAGGCGAAAACUAUGAGUCUGAGAUCAACAUCAACAAAUACCAGUACAAGGGAGUUGCAUUACUGGCAUCCUCGUUCGAAAAUCUUUUGCUCCUGGACAGCGACAACUUGCCUGUUGCUCCGGUUACCGGCCAGCUAUUCAACAGCACACCUUUCUCUGAGUAUGGGAUGGUGUUUUGGCCCGAUUUUUGGAAAAGAUCCACCAGUCCCGUGUUCUACGACAUAGCUGCAACAGAGGUUUUGCCGAUUCGUGUCAGAGACUGCCAAGUGGACUAUCCUGAGUCUCAGUACUCAACCUUGCGUCCCAAAGAUGCCAGAACGCAAAUUCCUUACCACGACAGACUGGGCGCCAUUCCUGACAAAAGUACCGAAUCAGGCCAAUUGCUUAUAUCGAAACGAGAACAUGCCGAUGUGGUACUACUCUCACUAUACUAUAAUGCAUAUGGUCCUGAUGGCUACUACGCCCUUCUUUCACAGGGAGUGGCAGGUGAAGGAGACAAAGACACGUUCCCGGCAGCUGCUACCGUUCUCGAAAAACAAUUCUAUCAGCUCAAAAAGAAUGUUGGUGUUAAUGGGUUCAUGCGCAAUGGCGAGUACCGCGGAGUGGGGAUGCUGCAAUAUGAUCCGAUAAAAGACUACGAGAAUUUCCAGGAAUUUGUGAAACUCCACCAAAGCUCCGAUGAAAUGUUUGAAGCCCAAAAUAUGGACAAUUUCUUGGGCCCUGAAGAGAAAAGCAAAGUCAUGUUUGCGCACUGCAACUUCCCAAAAUUAUACCCUGAUGAACUGUUGCAGGACUUCGUCAUCAGAGACCAUGAGCAUAUCAAGAUUUUAGAAUCGAGCCAGAUUCCUGGCAACUACGAGUACCACUUCUGGCAAACUAUGUACGAGCUGAUUUGUUUGGAUUGGGUAGAUCUGGCAUAUACACGCAAUAAGGAGCAGAUGAGCACUCCAGAAGAGCGCACCAAGUUCUGUGACGGUGCCUUCAAAGAGCACGUUGAGUGGCUCAAAACGCAAUAAUCAGCUCAUGUAUUGGCUCGACGCGUCGAUCGUCUGCGGAGGCAAACAAAAUAUAAUUUUUCUUAAU
Molecule: messenger RNA, 1755 nt
Organism: Ogataea polymorpha
Lineage: Eukaryota; Fungi; Ascomycota; Pichiomycetes; Pichiales; Pichiaceae
Exons: 1
Coding region: 495-1688 (397 amino acids)
Biological process (GO): mannan biosynthetic process
Cellular component (GO): Golgi apparatus
Molecular function (GO): alpha-1,2-mannosyltransferase activity
Source: RefSeq, a predicted model, not a curated record